Messenger RNA from Syngnathus acus (greater pipefish), 8298 nucleotides. It is a transcript of the gene aard, whose product is annotated as ankyrin repeat domain-containing protein 26. The record is from RefSeq and is a predicted model, not a curated record. The transcript has 43 exons. NCBI's taxonomy places the organism in Eukaryota, Metazoa, Chordata, Actinopteri, Syngnathiformes, Syngnathidae. The coding region runs from base 337 to 6882 and encodes 2181 amino acids. Gene Ontology annotation, molecular function: protein binding.
AACAGCUCUCAAUAAAACUCGCAGAAUAAGAAAUUGGGCUUCUACGCAUGCGCAUAAACGUCUCCCAGCACCGAGGCGCCGCUUGUGGCGGUCUCAAUGGCACUAUCGAGCGUUCCAUUCAAAUAAAAACAAUGACGACGCUCCGUGAGCGGCGAAGUUGCUGAAAAUGACUUGACCGUGACCCGUUCUCGGAUAGUCGCGUUCAGUUAUGUUGUACUCCAACGAAAUUUUUCGAGGUUAAUCCGCUUUGGACGUCUUAUUUGUCCGGUCAUGAGAGGCGUCAGUACUCCGAUUUAAUUUAAGUCGCAGACAGAUAGUGGCGGUGAAGCCUUAAGCAUGAAGAAAUUAUUCAGCUUCUCCAAGAAGAAACAGUCGCCGUCCCGCGCGGCUGACAGGGGGAACGCGCUGUGUGUUGGCUACGAGGUGAAAGAAAAAGACCUGGGCAAGUUUCACAAGGCUGCCUGGCGGGGAGAUGUGGCCAAACUGGAGCAUCUCGUCAAGAGCAAUGACGUCAACCAGGUGGACAAACACAACAGAACAGCGCUUCACCUAGCUUGUGCCUGUGGAAAUGCUGAGGUGGUGAGAUUUCUGGUGGCAAAAAAAGCCAAACUCAAUUUAUGUGACAAUCAAAAUAAGUCCGCCUUAAUAAAGGCAGUACAAGGCCAGCAUGAUGUAUGUGCUACUAUUCUGUUGGAAAACCACGCUGAUCCCAACCUGGUGGACACGGAGGGAAACACAGCUUUACAUUUUGCUUCAAGCAUCCCAUCGACCUCCACUGUUGACACCCUCGUGGAUCAUGACGCAGACAUCAACGCCCAGAAUAAGGAGGGCAUUUCACCCUUGACUGUGGCAGUCCAAGAGGACCACAUAGAAGUAGCUGAGAUUCUCCUGAAAAAACGUGCUGAUGUCAAUAUUUUGGACAGAGAUGGAAGGUCACCAGUAAUGAUAGCUGCUGGCAACGGACAUAUCAGCAUGCUGCGAAUGCUCUUGCAAUUUCAUGCUGAUAUUUCUCUGAAGGAUAACAAAGGACACUCGGCUGAGGAUUACGCCGUGAUCGAAGGCCAUCAUCCCUGCGCCAUUCUCAUCACUGAGCACAGUACUCAAAGGAACCGGGCAGCCUCGCUGUCUCAUCCAGGUCCGAGUAAAAAGAAGUCCAAAUCCGAGUUGGGUCACGCAUCCCCAGCCCUGGAAACGGGCUUCUCCGUGGGAGGACCUGCCAUUGACAAAGAUGAUUUUGAGGAUAAUUCCCAAGCAGAGUCACUAAGCCGGUUGUCGAAAAAAGGCGGGACUGAUGAAUGGGUCUCAUCUGAGGACGACUGUGAGUCACUUAUAGUUGAAAAGACGCCACCAAAAAUGAACCUUAGAAAAAUGCUUGAAUCGAAAAGAGGAAAAGCCUUUGCAGUGCUUGACAAAUCCAUGAGUGCUUCCGACUCUGACAGUGACAAUAGCGCCGCGAGAGUUGUGCCCAAUAAACCCCCAGUAGAACCCUCACCCGUUCCUUUCCGUCCCAAAGCCUCCCAGAUGACCUCUACCCCUCUCCUAAACUACUCGCAGAACGAGGAAGAAGAAAAUGAUGCGAGUCACGAAGACCCAGCCGAUGAUGAUGAUGAUGAUGAUGAUGAUGAUGAUGAUGAUGACGAUGGGGAGGAAGAGGAGGAGGACAUGUCAGAUGAUCAAGAUGAAGGCAACAGAGUCCUGCCGGAUGCUACGAAUAGUGUUGCUGAGGCUUCCAAAGAUGCAAAAAGCGGUGAUCAUUCCGAGUCGGGACUGGAGAAGGAAGAGGAAGAGCAGGAGUCCUGGGAUUCGGAGAACGAAGAUAAACAGAGCGCACAAGCACAGAAUACGGCUCCAGAGACGUUGGAAGACGACUUGUUAUUUAGUCCCUCAUUUUUAAGAGGGGCAGGAGGCGGGUGGAUGCCCGAGCCUUGGUGGAGUAGAGGCAGGCAAAGAGGCAGCCUGGGAGUGGGCCUUGGUGCUGUUGCUUCCAUUGGCGAGAAUAAAGACAGCGUGCAAGACAGAGAUGUUCAGAAAGAGGAUCCUACGCAAAAAGAUAAUGAGCAAACGAAAUGGGGACUGCUUUUGAGCAAGUGUGAAGGAAAAAGCAAAGACAAAUCAGACUUGAUGGAGGAACUCGGUUUGGGAGAUUUUGACUAUGCUGAAGAUGCAUCGGACUGGGAUACAUCGAGCAACAUCAGUAAAAAAAGCCUGCCCGACGGCACUUCUCCCGCACCCGAGGAAUCCCCACAAUCCUCCAGUAAGGAGAAGGAGUCUCCAAAAGCUCCAAUCGCUACCCCGAGGAGGAUCGAGGCGGACGAGAACCAGGUCCCGGGUCGUCCUCAUCCUCAGCCUCGUUCCAAGACGGUGCCUCAAAAGAGUGACACACGUUUUCCUUCAGAAUUGGAUCACGACCAAGACGAUUCAGCCCCAUCGUGCAUCGAGGCCGAUGAUGACAAUCGGCAGCGACAGGAAGUGGUCAGCCAAGGCCGCCCCGAAGUCCAAACAAUGGCAGAAGACCCAAAAAGUCAUCUGCAACACGACAAGAAGCAAGAGGAAAAAGAUGAUGCAUUGGAGUUAGGUGACCUCACCUCACACAAGUUUGGCCUGAUCGGCUUGGUUGAGAAUGUGGCCAGAGCCCAACAAAGUCCUGAUGAUGAUGAUGAAGGUGGUGGUGGUCUGCCACUGGCCCCGUCUGAGAAGCUGUGGGAAGAAGUCGAGAAAAAAGACGCUAAAUCCACCUUAGCAUGUGAAGAGCAAUUGAAAGCAGACAUUUCCACUGAUGAAAAGCAGGUGAAGUUCUCGUCUGCUGACGAACAAUCAAGCGAUGAAGAGGAAGGAGAAGCCAUUUUGCGCCCCGCCGCUCCAGCACGGAAGCUGCUCCCGCUUUCUGGCCCGGAACAACGAGAGUCUGCUUCAGAAGACUCUGCGGCGGAUUCUGCCGACUCAUCCCUGAAGGAGGAGAAGAUACCAGACCGCCGCUUACCCGCUGCUGAGGGAGUCAUGGAUGAAGAAGCAGAAGAACCACUCCACAGUAGGGUAGACCCCCACAAUAACCCCGAGCUUCGUCACAAACAUCAACCAGAAGAACCUGAGAAGAACAGACAUUCUACUUCUUAUCCUUUGGUUGCCCAUGAGGACUGUGAAGAGGACGUGGAGAACUUGAACUUGAAAGUCCAGAAAGAGGUCAUCGAGGAGACCCCCAAGGCUGCGAUUCACAACGUUCUCGGUAGCUCAGGUGGAAGCGCAUUCGAGGGCUUGGCUGUCGAGAAACCUGAGAGUGCCUCAGCGAGUCAAGCUGAAGACUGCCAACAAACACAGAAGCUUCCAACCUCUGACAGUCGCAAACCCGAAAAAGUUUUCGGAGAUAAGACCUCGCUGCCGGCGGGAGGCAGCAAGGCCCACGAAUCCAGUACCCGUCAAAUCGACAACAGAGAGCUCUCAUUGUUUGACGACAGCACUUUAAGUGACGCGUCGGACCAUGAAAGAAGGCAUAAAACUGGAGAACAAAGGCAAAAACAGCAAUCAGAAGACAUCGAGAUGUCUGAAGAUAUUGAUGAGUUCAAUUCGUCAUCUGACGUGACCACGGAUGAUUCAGACUUUCGCCCUUCCGGCCAUCGCCCUAGCUCCCUCUUCAUUCAGAACCUGGAUUCAUUUGUGACGGACUCUCGGAGCAUGGUAAAGCUGCAAAACAUUUUCCACAAAUACGAACGCUCCAUUCAAAAGGCCAAAAGCCGGCACAGCUUCUUCGCCGACAAAGUGAGGCUCUUGGAAACAGAGAAGGCGCAGCUGAGGAGCGCUCUGGAUGAGGUGAAAGACGUCAAAUCGGCCUUGGAGCGCAACCAGCUGGACUUGCAAACGGAAGUCACCAACCUCAAAUUCCAGCUGAAACAGGAGCAAGAAAAGGGACGUAACGCCACCAUGAUGUACAACACCACCGGCGAUAAACUGAGGAGGACGGAAGAGCAGCGACAGGCUGAGCUUCAGGAGAGACAGAAAGUGGAGCUGACGCUCAGGAACUUGGAGCUGGAGAUGCGAAUACUAGUCAACAACAAGAAGCAGCUGGAGGAGGACAACAGUCAGACCCAAACACUUUUGGCUCAGGAGCGCAGCGCACGCACGGUGCUGGAGAAUCUGCUCGGCAGUCACGUGCGCAAGCAGCAAGAGGUAGAGGAGGAGAACAAAAGAAACAUAAGCAAAAGUCACCAGGCUUUGUCGCAACUCACGGAGGCCAGCGACAGGGAGCGGGAACUACUCCAGCAGAUUUCCAUCUGUCACGAGCAGCUGAGCACCCUCAGAAGAGACCUUGAGAAUUCCCAAGCCAACAGCAGCAUCAGGCAAAGAGACCUCCAGGAGGAGAAUAAAGCCCUCAAGGAGCAACUGGAAGAGGCCCGGCAAGCUCUCAAAUCCAACACCGACACCCUCAACCAAACCGUCCUGGACUUCAACAACCAGACGGCCACCGUCAAGUCGGAGUUGACCGUCACCGCCGGGCGUCUGGAGAAUGAGCGUCAGACCCGAGAGAUCCUGGCGGCAGAGUUGGAGUCGGUCCGCGCCCGCCUGACGGCGGCGCUGCAGGAAGCCGAGCGCUGCAUGGCGGCUCGCUCAGACGCGGAGAAAGCUCUGCUCCAUGAGAAGGAGGAACAUCGUCGUCUUCGAGACAGACUCUCAAGUGACGCAUCCAGUCAGCACGAAGCAGUCAACAGCCUUUCUCAGAAGCUUUCCAAAGCAGAGUCGCAGGCAAACCACCUGGAGAACGAGGCCCAUCGAGUCAUGCUGCAGCUGACAGAGAAGAACCUCCUGCUAAACACGAUGCAGCGUGAGAGCGACCACGUCGCCGCUCGCGUCAAAGAGCUCGAGGCGGCGCUGCAGGCCGAAAAGGAGCUGCUCACUCGGGCCGUGGCGCGCCAAGAGGCCACGCAGGAGCGCUUAGCCCAAGCGCAAAGUGAAGGCAUGUUGCUACGGCAACAGCUGGAGGAGGCGCAAAACAAAGGAGCCGCGAAGGAGAAUGCCGUGACAGACGCCCAAAAGUCUUUCAGUGACAUUUUAUCCAAGCUUCGUUCCGACUGCGAGGAACGAGUGCAACUGGUGCAUGGCCGCAAUCAGGAUCUGGCCACAAAAGCCGCUGAGCUUCGAGAUCACAUCCAUCAAUUGCAGGAGGAGAAAAAUGAGAGAGAGGCAAGUGAAAGGCAGCUGCAGCAGGAGUUAGCGGACUCAUUAAAGAAGCUGUCCAUGUGCGAAGCCUCUUUGGAGAUCAACACUCGCUAUCGAAAUGAUUUGGAGGAAGAAAAGACGCGGCUCCUCAAAGACCUGGACAACCUUAAGGGAAAGAUAGAGGAACGUGAAUCCCAAUGCCUUCAAUUUGAGAAACGCCUGAACGAUCUCAGAUGUCGUCUGGAUGAAAGAGAGAGCGAACUCGUCGCCGCCGCUCAGAAACAGCAGGAGGCGCUGUCUGCCGCCGCCGCUUCCGACGCUGUCGUCAAACAACUGGAAGAGGCCGUGCAAAGGCUGGAGAUUGAAAAUGUCAGGCUGGAGGCUGCGGCCAAGCAACAGUCUAACAAACUCGAAGCACUUCACAAAGGCGCUCAGGAGGAGGCGAGGCUGCCUGACAGUGCAAACGGCGGAAUGAUCCGAGCUCAGUUGGAAGAUUUGGUGACCAACCUUCAAAGUAAUAAGAUGACAUUAGAAGACCAACUCAACAAAGAGGUGCAGAAGCAAAGCGUGUUGUCCAACAGCGCCCACGACUCUCAGGCCAUGUGGGAGGAGGAGCUAAAGAGCCGCUCCAAGUUAGGACUCCGUCUAGCAGAGCUCGAAAAGGAAAAAGGAGAACUCGGCGGUCAGGUGGAAAUGGAGAAAAAGAAAGCCAAGAAAGUUGCAGAGCAGAAAAAAGCUGUGGAUUGUCGUCUGGAACAAGAGAUGGAGAGAAACACGGCGCUUCAAAAAGAAAUAUACAGGCUACGGACUCUACUUAAAACUGCCAAGAAGAGGCUGCGGGAUCAGAGCACGGGCGGCGGUGGCGGCGGACAUGACUUCACCUCGCCACUGAGUAGUCUAAAGAUGGACCACAGCCGGGCUGACAGAGUUUUUCACGAAAGGAGAGAAAAGGGAGAUCUGGAGAGGGGAGCGCUCCAAGGCAGCCUGUCGGAGACGAGGCUGUUGGAGGAGGAGGUGCUCAACCUCAAACGUAGAGUGGAGGCCUCAGCGGUGGAGCAGAGGCAGAUGGAGCAGUACCGGCGGGAGGUGGAGGAGAAGGCCCGACAGGAAAUACAGCACAAGCUACAAGAAGUCAACAUCUUUCUGCAGUCCCAAGCGGCGACGCAGGAGGCACAGGACCAGAUAAAAAGCGGGCCAACGAGGCCAGUCCUGCGCUUGAGGAUCCAAGAACUGGAAAGCGAACUGAACCGAGCGCGAGCCUUCCAACACGACACCUUCGGCCAGAGAGAGUCCACCCAAACGGAACUGGAGCGCUUCAAAGAACUCUACAGAGAGGAGCAGAAGCUCCGCAAGUCUUUGUCCGCUGAUCUAAAACGGACUAACCAUCAACUCACGGAGGCCAGUUCCAUGUUGGUCACCGAGCGAGGCAGGUCUCUCAUAGCCUCCCCUGGGCCGCCGCCAACGCCGUCUGGGGGCGUGGCCACUCUGGGGGGCCCAUACAGGGGCCUUGCCUCCAGGCUCAUCGGCCCUGUGGCCGAAGGGCAAAGCAGCAGUGUGGAGGACUACCUGACCCUGAUGCAGCGUCAGUUGGAUCGAAGCAUAUCAAGGGAACUUAACAAAGCCUCGACGGAACUUGACAUCCUCUUUGGCCCUAUGUCUCCGGUGGGCUCUGCCUCGAGGGUGGACCUGGACCCUGUUAGCAGAGCAAAGCAGCAGGUACUUGGAGGUUCCUGAAGAAGAACCAUGAGGUUUGAGAAACAGCCAGCAGUAAGAAGAUGAGGUAGAAAUGACUGCAGGUUUGUAUCGUCACGCCUGGCUCAACUGGGACGGCGCCAAAGCCAGAUCGCACAAUCAGUUCGGGAUUGGGACGGGCAAACCAAAUGCACAUUGCACUUAAGCACUCGGGGAAGUUCAAACACACCUCCGGUACGAGAACCAUAUCAAAUGUUCUUAAUAUUUUAGCCCUCUUAUGUUACUGAUUAAGACAGCUAACAUGUUAUGAACAUUACAAAUAUUUUUGGAUUAGAUUGAAAUCAGCAAUAUACAGUGUUGGAAUAAUUGUCAUUCUUUGGUUGUAUUGAUUUUUGUCGCUCGGUUAACUGUUGGUUAUGGGUGAUCUAUAUAUUAUUCAGGCGAUAUUUAAUUGAAGGGAAAAGAUUUUACAUUUUACUGGUCAACAUUUAUCUCAGUGAACUUAACAGUUAUUUCUACAGAGGUACUCGACUAAAGUAUUUGUUCACGUCACAAAUUUCAUUUUUCUUUUUGCACCACUCGUGAUUUUUCUCUCUACAGUGUUGAAAGAAUUCACGGGAUGUUUGUCUUUUAAGCAGACUUGUAAAUAAAAUUGGAAAGCGGCGACCUUGCUGUACAUGAGACAGCUAAUGAAAUUAUUUUAAGUGUGUGUACUUGUUAGAAAUGUCACAAAGUCAGCAACGUUCAAAGCUGCUGACCAAGGUCGAUAAUUACAGCUUAGCUUCACUGGCUUGAUUACAAAGUUUAGUUUGUUUAGAACGUGCAGGCAUGUCUUGUUCUCAUAAUGGGAGGGGGAAAAAAAGCAGUCCGUCAAUAUUUCAUAAACACAUUUAUGUCUUAACCCGCCCCUCAUUAUUUAGAUUUUGAUGUGUUUACUUGAUAUUCCAUGUGCGAGAGUGGAACGUUGCUUAAGAAACUAUUCCCCUCACUUAUUCAGAUGACACGAUGCGCUUAUGAUUGCCCCCCCCCCCACGCUUCUGCCGCAUCUUUUCCUCGCUUUGAUCCACCCUUCAAAUGUGAGAUAUUCAGAUUUAUUUUGGUGUUCUCGACAACAGAUGGCUACAUCUGACAGACUGACUAUUAAAGUGUUAUUAUUUCCUUUUCUCCCUCAAAUUGAUGCCACUUCACACGGUACAUGUAAAGCUUGCUUUGAUUGAGGAGGUUACUCGCGUCUGAUUUACAUGCGGCCAAGAAUACAAAUAGAUGCAUGAUGAAUGAAAGGCGGCAAGGAGUUGAAAGGAUUGUUUUUUUUUUGUUUUUUGAAAAGUUAUGAUAGUUAAAAACAAAGCUCUCCUUGUCGGGUCGUCUUUUUGUCAUUUAUGUUCAGUCAAAAAAAAAAAAAAGAAGAAACAAAAGCAAAGUCUUGUCAUGUGCAAAUACAUCAGUGUAUCAAACUUU